AUGUCUCAAUCUUCAUCCAAAAAUAUAAAAACAAAAUUAGCUGCCACCAAUAUUAAGGACUCUGUUUAUAUACAGACUGCUCGCCUAAGCAAUAUACAGACUGCUAACCUAAACAAAGUCUCAACUUCAGUCAAUACGAAUCGCUCAGACGGAAACUUAGCCUCUAUCAGCAUGGAUUCUUCUUCAUUAGCCAACUGGUCUCAGAUACCAAUAAGCAAUAGUGCUAAAAGAAACCUCUUCUUCUUCUGA
Molecule: messenger RNA, 249 nt
Organism: Cinara cedri
Lineage: Eukaryota; Metazoa; Arthropoda; Insecta; Hemiptera; Aphididae
Source: the annotation of a GenBank genome assembly